UGCGGUGUGGCUAUGGUCAUGUUUCAGCCCCCGGUGUGUAGACCGGAUCGGACCGGCUGUCAGCGAAACAGCUUGAUUGUGCCGGUGCUGCUGCUGCUCCUCUAUGGCUCCCUCAAGGCCACUCAGGCUGCCAAACCCAAAGGGCCAGGACACACACAUUUGAACUCCAUUCGCAUUGACGGGGAUAUCUCCUUAGGUGGGCUCUUCCCAGUACACGCCAGGGGCCACGAUGGCAAGCCAUGUGGGGAGCUGAAGAAGGAGAAGGGUAUACACAGACUGGAGGCCAUGCUCUUUGCCCUUGACCGCAUCAAUAAUGACAAUAAUCUACUGCCUAACAUCACACUGGGGGCCCGUGUGCUGGACACCUGCUCCAGGGACACUCACGCCUUGGAGCAGUCGCUCACCUUCGUGCAGGCUCUGAUCGAGAAGGACGGGACAGAUGUCAAGUGUCUGGGCGGGGGAUCGCCAAUUAUCACCAAACCUGAGAGGGUGGUGGGCGUCAUUGGAGCCUCCUCCAGCUCUGUCUCCAUCAUGGUGGCCAACAUACUACGCCUGUUUAAGAUACCCCAGGUGAGCUACGCCUCCACAGCUCCUGAGCUCAGUGACAACACCCGCUACGACUUCUUCUCACGCGUGGUGCCUCCAGACACCUACCAGGCCCAGGCCAUGGUGGACAUCGUAAAGGCCAUGCGCUGGAACUACGUCUCCACAGUGGCCUCAGAGGGAAACUACGGAGAAAGCGGUGUCGACGCUUUCAUUCAGAAGUCUCGGGAGGACGGAGGUGUGUGUAUCUCCCAGUCCGUCAAGAUUCCCCGGGAGCCCAAGCAAGGGGAGUUUGACAAGGUCAUCCGCCGACUCAGAGAAAACCCAAACGCGAGAGUCGUCAUCCUUUUUGCCAACGAAGAUGAUAUCAGGCGGCUACUCCACGCAGCUAAAAAGGCCAACCAGACAGGUCAUUUCAUCUGGGUGGGCUCGGACAGCUGGGGCUCAAAGAUCUCUCCGGUUGUGCAGCAGGAGGAGAUGGCAGAGGGCGCAGUCACCAUCCUGCCCAAGCGGCAGUCCAUCAAAGGGUUUGAUCGUUACUUCAUCAGCCGAACGCUGGAAAACAACAGAAGGAAUAUCUGGUUUGCUGAGUUCUGGGAGAACAACUUCAACUGCAAACUCAGCCGUCACGCCGUGAAGAAAGGGUCCGGCCUCAAAAAGUGCACAAAUCAGGAGCGGAUAGGAAAGGACUCCAACUACGAGCAGGAAGGAAAGGUGCAGUUCGUCAUUGAUGCAGUCUAUGCAAUGGCUCAUGCCCUGCACAACAUGCACCAGGAGCUCUGCCCGGGGAAGGUGGGCCUCUGUGCUAAAAUGGAUCCCAUCAAUGGCACUCAUCUGCUCAAGCACAUCCGCCGUCUAAACUUCGCAGGCAUCGCAGGCAACCCAGUGCUCUUCAAUGAGAAUGGAGACGCCCCUGGACGCUACGAGAUCUACCAGUACCAGAUCAGAAACCGAACGGCCGAAUACAAAAUAAUUGGCCACUGGACGGAUCAGCUCCAUCUCAACGUUCGUUCGAUGCAGUGGCCCGGCGGUGUCCGUCAGAUCCCUUCCUCAAUCUGCAGUCUGCCCUGUCAGCCCGGCGAGCGCAAGAAGAUCGUGAAGGGCAUCCCUUGCUGUUGGCACUGUGAGCGGUGCGAUGGCUAUCAGUACCAGGCAGACACCUACACGUGUAAAAUGUGUCGAUUUGAUUUGCGGCCCAACGAGAAUCACACGGGCUGCGUUCCAAUCCCCAUUGUUAAACUGGAGUGGAGCUCUCCGUGGGCAGUCAUCCCUGUGCUCAUCGCAGUGUUUGGCAUUAUGGCUACCGUGUUUGUGGUGGUCACAUUCAUCCGCUACAACGACACUCCCAUUGUGAAAGCGUCGGGCCGAGAGCUGAGCUACGUGCUGCUAACUGGCAUCUUCCUCUGCUAUGCCACAACAUUCCUGAUGAUUUCCACCCCUGACGUAGGAAUUUGUUCCCUCCGGAGGAUCUUCUUGGGUCUGGGCAUGAGCAUCAGUUAUGCUGCCCUGCUCACCAAAACCAAUCGUAUUUACCGCAUCUUUGAGCAGGGCACCAUGUCUGUCAGUGCACCCAGGUUUAUUUCUCCAGCCUCCCAGCUAGUCAUCACGUUCACCUUGGCCUCGGUGCAGCUGCUCGGGGUGUGCAUCUGGUUUGCCGUGGAUCCUUCCAAGGCCAUUAUUGACUAUGAGGACCAGAGGACGUCUAACCCGACCAUGGCUCGUGGUGUGCUCAAGUGUGACAUCUCUGACCUGUCUCUGAUCUGCCUGUUGGGCUACAGCAUGCUGCUCAUGGUCACCUGUACAGUGUAUGCCAUUAAAACCAGAGGAGUGCCGGAGACCUUCAAUGAGGCCAAACCCAUCGGUUUCACCAUGUACACCACCUGCAUUAUUUGGCUGGCAUUCAUCCCAAUCUUCUUUGGCACUUCACAGUCCACAGAAAAGAUGUACAUCCAAACAACCACUCUGACGAUCUCCGUGAGCCUGAGCGCCUCGGUGUCCCUCGGGUUGCUCUAUAUGCCUAAGGUCUACGUGGUUCUCUUCCACCCCGAGCAGAAUGUGCCCAAGCGCACACGCAGCCUCAAGGCCGUGGUUACUGCCGCCACCAUGUCCAACAAGUUCAACCCCAAGGCUGGACUCAGACCCAACGGAGAAGCCAAGACCGAGCUGUGCGAAAGCCUCGAAACGCAAUCUUUCUCAACAAAGCAAACCUACAUCAGCUACAGCAACCAUGCAAUCUAA
Molecule: messenger RNA, 2781 nt
Organism: Chelmon rostratus (copperband butterflyfish)
Lineage: Eukaryota; Metazoa; Chordata; Actinopteri; Chaetodontiformes; Chaetodontidae
Product: metabotropic glutamate receptor 4-like
Exons: 10
Biological process (GO): regulation of synaptic transmission, glutamatergic; G protein-coupled glutamate receptor signaling pathway
Cellular component (GO): membrane
Molecular function (GO): adenylate cyclase inhibiting G protein-coupled glutamate receptor activity
Source: RefSeq, a predicted model, not a curated record